AUGGCUUUCAUCUUCACCUGUGGAACGCACACGUUCAACUCUCUCCUUGCAGGCUCUGAGAACAUAACAGCGCAAUGUCAGAACUGUGGCAACUUCACGGCCAAAGUCUACAAAAGAUGGGAAUGGUUCACGUUCUGCUUCGUUCCUCUCAUACCAUUCUCGCUCAAGCCACACCAUGAAGUCGGUUGCCACAUCUGCCACUUUUAUCAAGACAUCAGGCAUCGUCCAGAUGUACAGGAAAUGAUGAACAACGGGCAGUCGUCUCAGCAAAUUCCGAUGCAGCCGUAUGGAGCACCACCUCAGCAGUACAAGGCGCCAUCAGGGCCGCCGCAGUACGUGUGA
Molecule: messenger RNA, 342 nt
Organism: Aureobasidium subglaciale EXF-2481
Lineage: Eukaryota; Fungi; Ascomycota; Dothideomycetes; Dothideales; Saccotheciaceae
Exons: 4
Coding region: 1-342 (113 amino acids)
Source: RefSeq, a predicted model, not a curated record